Maylandia zebra (zebra mbuna) is the source of this 1608-nucleotide messenger RNA. Lineage: Eukaryota; Metazoa; Chordata; Actinopteri; Cichliformes; Cichlidae. The record is from RefSeq and is a predicted model, not a curated record.
GACCUGGGUGGAGCGAGAAGUACGUCCGCAACAUGGCCGCUGUUUGAUAAAGCUGAUUGAACUUAGAGGAAAAACACAAACUAAAGUACUGAUCUUAUGACGUUAAUAUCCAUCUGAUACCGGUGUCGAUGCUUGUAUCGAUCCGCUCAGCCUCAGCGGAAGCAGCGAUGAGUUCAGCUCAGUAUCUGAGAGAGUUCAUCAAGGAGAGACUAACUGCUGUUUGUGAAGAAAUCUUCUCAGAGGUUCAAAAAACCAUCGUCCAGUAUGAGGAGGAGAUCAACCGUCAGCACAGACUGCUGGAUAUCAGCCGGAAACCCGACAGAAACUCACACAUCACAGACUUCCCACGACAACGUGACUGCAAUGAAGAGGAGGGGAGGAACUCCAGUCUGGACCAGGAGGACCCAGAGCCUCCACAGAUUAAAGAGGAACAGGAGGAGCUCUGCAGCAGUCAGGAGGGAGAGCAGCUUGGACUGAAGCAAGAUGAAGGCAUUAUCGUCUGGUCCAGGGAAGAGCAGAUUAGACUGCUGGGGACCAUCUGCAAACCUGAGAUAAAGUUACACAGAAUAGACCUCCAACAGCAGCAUGUCUGUGAUGAGGAGAAGGUUGUCAGAGGUCAGCAGGUCUGUAACCAGGAGAGGAACUCUAGUCUGGACCAAGACGACCCAGAGCCUCCACAGAUUAAAAAUGAACAGGAGGAACUCUGCGGCAGUCAGGAAGGACAGCAGCUUGGACUGAAGCAGGAGGCUGAUGCCUUCAUGGACACCCUUGUUUAUCAGGAAAGUUACCACAGUGAACUGGAAUCAAACAGUGGGCAGCUCCUUUCUCACAGCUGUCCUGAAGUAGAAAGCAAGCAUGUAGUCUCAGGAUCAGCUAGAAAUAUAGCACUAAAGAGGAGGAGACGUUUCAGACUUGCUGACACAAGGGAAAAGUCUCUAAAAUGUGACACAUGUGGAAAAGCAUUUUACUUCCAAUCCCACCUGAGUGCACAUCUUAGAGUUCACACAGGUGAGAAACCAUAUUCUUGUAGCACCUGUGGGAAAAGAUUCAGCCACAAAUCAGCAUUGGAUAAUCAUAUAAGACGUUACACAGGCGAGAAGCCAUAUCUUUGUAUCACUUGCGGGAAAAGAUUUGUUCAGAAGUCUCAUUUGGAGCGUCAUGUGAGAAUUCAUACAGGUGAAAAGCCGUAUCCUUGUAUCACCUGUGGGAAAAGAUUUAAUCAGAAUUCAGAGCUGCAACGUCAUGUAAGAAUUCACACAGGUGAGAAGCCGUAUUUUUGUAAAACUUGUGGGAAAAGAUUUGCUGACUCAUCAGGACUCAUAAAACACAUGAGAUUUCACACAGGUGAGAAACCAUUUUCUUGUGGGAUCUGUGGAAAAAGUUUCAGUCAGAAAUCAGCAUUGGAAACUCAUGUAAGAACUCACACAGGCGAGAAGCCGUAUUCUUGUAGCACUUGUGGGAAAAAAUUCAAUCAGAAAUCAGGAAUGAAGUCUCAUGCAAGAAUUCACACAGGUGAGAAACCACAUUGCUGUAGCAGGUGUGGGAAAACCUUUAGCCAGACGACACACUUAAAGAAGCACAUGAGAAUUCAUACUGAUUAAAAGUUUA